CGAUCAGUUUUGGGAACCGCGCAGCCCCGUACAAUGGCAAAGUCACCAUAGGCACGUGGAACGUGGAGGGGCUGACGGACAUCAAGGAACCAGUCGACCAAGAGCUGCCCACGUGCGAGGGGCCGAUCACAAUGGACGAAGUCCAGGCAGCAGUGCGCAAGCUGAAGGCCGGGAGAGCCGCCGUCCAGGUGCCAGCCGAAGCCCUGAAGGCAUUCAUGGAGCAUGCCGAGGACACCAUGCUGUACCUGGGGGCCACAGUGCACAGCGACGGCCGCUCCACUUCGGAAGUGGGCAGAAUAGUCGGGGCCGCCACGGCAGACUUCCGAUCGCUCUGCACUGUCUGGAAGAACGCGACGAUCAGCCUGGCCAGAAAGAUCGAGCUGUUUCAGAAUAUAAUUGGGUCGAAACUGAAAUACGCAACGGCGUCUAUGUGGCUCAUGAAGACA
This is a messenger RNA of Prorocentrum cordatum, 446 nucleotides long. Lineage: Eukaryota; Dinophyceae; Prorocentrales; Prorocentraceae. The record is from the annotation of a GenBank genome assembly.